CAAAGAACCAGGAAACAUUUCAGUCCUUUACAGUUCUGAGAUAACGAAACUUAUCGAGCGAAGUUGCUGAACUCUUAUGUGUUUCUUCUGUUUCUGUGCACAUGUGGUGAAAUGGCAGAAGCCAGCAUUUUAUGGACUCGGGACCAGUUCAUUUGUCCAGUGUGUCUUGAUCUUCUAAAGAAUCCAGUGACUAUUCCCUGCGGACACAAUUACUGUAUGACAUGUAUUUCGGACUGCUGGAAUCAUCAGGAUCAGAAGACUUUCUACAUCUGCCCUCAAUGCAGACAGAAGUUCACUCCAAGACCUGCUUUAAAUAAAAACACCAUGCUGGCUGAAGUGGUGGAGAAACUCAAGAAGACUAAACUACAAGUCGCAGUUCCCACUGACACUGGACCUGGAGAAGUAAAGUGUGACGUCUGUACUGAAACAAAACUCAAAGCCGUCAAGUCCUGUUUAGUGUGUCUGAACUCUUACUGUCAAAGCCACCUUGAACAGCAUGAGAGUUUUUUUAAAGACAAGGGACACUAUUUGAUGGAUGCCACUGGACGACUUCAGGAGAUGAUCUGCCCUCAACAUGGUCGACUGCUAGAGGUUUUCUGCCGCACUGACCAGCACUGUAUUUGUAUGCUGUGUACAAUGUAUAAGCAUAAAAACCAUGACACUGUCUCAGCUGCAACAGAGAGAACAGAGAAAGAGAGACACUUGAAAAAUACACAGGUAAAGUACCAGCAGAGAAUCCACGAGCGAGAGAAGGACAUCCAGGAGCUGAGAGAUGCUGUUGAGUCUCAUAAGCGCUCUGCACAGGCAGCAGUGAAGGAAAGCGAGAUGAUCUUUUCUGAUCUGAUUCGCUCCAUUAAGAAAAACCGCUCUGACAUGACACGGCUGAUCAGAGAUCAGGAAAGGGCUGUGGUGAGUCAAGCUGAAGGACUCUUGGAGCGAUUGGAGCAGGAGAUUGCUGAUCUGAGGAGGAAAAACGCUGAGCUGGAGCAACUUAAACACACAGAUGAUCACAUCCAUUUCCUGAAGGGAUUUCAGUAUCUGUCUGCACCUCUUGAACCUACAGAGAGAAUUACUGUCACAUCACCUCUCUCUGUUAAUGAUGUAAGACAAUCUAUCUGUCAACUGAGAGAGAAAAUAGAGAAGUUCUGUAAAGAGGAAAUCAAAAGGAUUUCUGUUAAACACAUCAACAUUAUUCUGAGAACCAGAAAGGACUUCCUACAACAUUCUCAUCAGUUCACAUUUGAUCCAAACACAGUAAAUAAACACAUUCAUCUGUCGAAGAGGAACAGAUUGGCUACAUACACCGACACAGUCCAGCGGUAUCCUGAUCAUCCGGACAGAUUUGAUGUUUAUUAUCAGGUGCUGUGUGGAGAGAGUGUGAAUGGAUGCUGUUACUGGGAAGUGGAGUGUAAUGGUGAUGUGGGUAUAUCAGUGUCAUAUAAACACAUCAGUCGCAAGGGAACUGAUACAAAGUGCUUGUUUGGAUAUAAUGAUCAGUCCUGGAGUUUGUUCUGCUCCUCUUCCAGAUACUCAUUCAGGAACAAUGAUAUGGAGACUGAUCUGCCUGUUUUCUCCAGAUACUCUAGAAUAGGAGUGUAUGUGGAUCACAAAGCAGGAACUCUGUCCUUCUAUGGUGUCUCUGACACAAUGACCCUCAUCCAAAGAGUUCAGACCACAUUCACUCAGCCUCUCUAUUCUGGGUUUAGGCUGUACAGUGGAUCAACGGUAAAACUCUGUGAUUUAACAAUAUAGAAUAUUCCUAUAUAGCUUUAAUCAGUAAUAGUAAGAUGUUAGCCUGUUCUCACUCCUGAGAUUUCCAAUGGCACUCGUUCAUGAGCUCUGUGUGUCAUUAUAAAGUGCUUUUUAAUGUCUGUUUACCAAUGCUGAUUGUUUUCAGUUAAACCUUUGGAUGAGAUUGAUACUUUUAUGAUCAAAGCUAGUUUCUCAAAAUAUCUAUAUGUGUCUAUAAUGUGUCUGUACUUUUAUUUACUAUAUUUAUUAUACAUUUAAUUAUAUGAAUUUAUUUAGCUGUUCCUGCAUCUGGAAAAUUAAGAGAUAUUAUUGUGUUUAUAAUAGAUGUUUUUGAUGACCUAAAACCACCCACCCCUCCUUGAAUGUGGUCACAUCUCAUUCAGAAUAUAAAUUUGAACUUUAGCAUGUUGCAUUUGUGACACACCAAUGCCACACCAAGCUAAAGGCAUUUCACAACCGAGCUGUUGCUUCUUUUGGUGACAAACUUUGAACGUGCCAGAUUGUUACGCAGACUGGGACGAUGAUUGAAUUUUGGUCUGGUCCUCGUACAAACUAAUA
This is a messenger RNA of Sinocyclocheilus grahami, 2310 nucleotides long. RefSeq names its product tripartite motif-containing protein 16-like. The coding region runs from base 112 to 1752 and encodes 546 amino acids. Lineage: Eukaryota; Metazoa; Chordata; Actinopteri; Cypriniformes; Cyprinidae. Gene Ontology annotation, molecular function: zinc ion binding; protein binding. The transcript has 7 exons. The record is from RefSeq and is a predicted model, not a curated record.